CGGGCUGCAGCACGUGGCGCGAACUGUAGGUGGAGUGAUUUCUACGAGGGCGAGAAGUGAAACCCGAGGACGGGACGGGACCGCAGGGUGGAGCAGCGACGAGGGCCGACUUCCCUAAAAACACACUCGAACCCUGUUUGUGUCGCCCUCGGCUUCGAGGCCGUGUCGCCGUCCGGGGCUAUGGAGCUUCUCCCGAGCCGUCGCUGACCGCGGAGCCGCUUUCGGACUCGACCCCCCCCCCCGGGAGCCGAACCCGCGACCCCGCGCCGCUUUUACUGUUCACGGCGCGCGAGCGACCCCGCAGAGGAGCGCGAGCCUUUGACCCCGAUGGAGGCGAGAGGUCUGCUGACCGUCAACGGAGCCUCCGGGGAUUAUGGCUCCUUGCCGGGCGGAGAGCAGGAAGGGCCGCCGGGGAGCGGGAGACGGAGGUCGCACGCCUUCGCCGGGCAGCCGUGCGGCGUCGAGAGGGGCACAGAUGCGGAGGAGCUCUACAUCCAGCAAGCGGUGGUACUGAUCGAGGACGCCAUGCAGUACCGCUCCAUCAACCACCGGGUGGAUGCCCGCUCCCUCCGCCUGUAUCGAGGGUACUACUCCUGGAUAUGCCAGUGGGGCUUGGGCCUUACCAUUGCGGUGGUGCUGCUGCUGGCGUUCGUGGAGCGCCCGUCCUCCCUGUCCAUCUCCUCGGACCCCCGCCAUCGCUCGGCGCCCUGGCAGCCUCCGUGCGGCUUCACCGAAAGCAUCGAGAUGGUCUGCCUCGUCGUCUUCUGUCUGGAUCUGGCCGUUAAGGGCUACCUGAUUGGCUGGGAGGAAUUUAGAAAGAGCAAAUGGCUGAUCGCCUACACAGUAGUCAUUUCCUUCUCCUUCAUCGACUGGAUGCUGUCUGUCAGCAUGGCGUGUGACGAGAAAUUGCGAGUGCGGCGACUCAUCCGGCCAUUCUUCCUGCUGCAGAACUCUUCCAUGAUGAAAAAGACGCUCAAGUGCAUCAAGAGGACUCUGCCAGAGAUUGCCAGUGUCAUCCUGCUGCUGGCGCUCCACCUGUGCCUCUUCACUAUGAUCGGCAUGCUGCUGUUUGCAAAAAGCGAUGAUCCCAAGAAGAACGGGGAGUGGAAGUUACAUUUCAGAGACCUGCCCACUUCUCUCACCUCUCUGCUGGUGCUGCUCACCACAGCCAACAACCCAGAUGUGAUGAUUCCGGCCUACUCCCUGAACAGAGCCUACUCCAUCUUCUUUGUCACCUUCAGCGUGAUCGGAACCUACUGCCUGAUGAACUUGCUGACGGCCAUCAUCUAUAACCAGUUCAGGGGAUAUCUACUGAUGUCGGUCCAAACGUCCAUCAUCAGGAGACGACUGGGGAUACGAGCCGCUUUCCAAGUCCUGAGCUGCCAGGGAAUCCAGCAGGCUGCUGAGGAGCAUGUGGCUGUUGAACUGGUGCUGAAGACGAUGGCCAGGGUCCAGAUGAAGAGCUACUACAGAGAGGCCAUCACCAAGGAGGCGCACAAGUGUGCAGAUGUGGGCUACAUGGACCGAGAGCAGUUCAGGAAGAUAUUUGAUGAACUCGACAAAGAUCGCAUUAAGGAGCACCCUCCCUUGCCCCAGUACCAAUCUCCGGUCCUGCAGAAACUCCAGGUGGUCUUCAGUCACUACUUUCUUACUAUACUUGGCAACGCGGUGGCACUGGCGAAUGUCAUCUGCAUAUGUACCGUCCUGGUGCUGAAUGCUGAAAAGUCUGCAGCAGAGAGAGACAACUACAUCAUCGAGAUCAUCAACCUGUGCUUCAUCCUUUACUACCUGUUUGAAGUGUGUGUGAAGAUCUUUGCCUUUGGAUGGAAGGGCUACCUGUCCUACAGGAACAACAUCUUCGAUGGGUUCCUCACCGUCCUGCUCUUGGGGCUACAGAUCACUAUAUUUGUCACCUACAAGCUUCCCUUCUCUCAGUGGGACCCUUCCUCUCACAGCAUAUUGUCUCUGUGGGAGAUGGUUCGUUUGAUCAACAUGCUGAUUGUGUUCCGCUUCCUGCGUAUCAUCCCUGAUAUCAAGCUCAUGGCUUUGGUCGCAAGCACCCUGUUGGACCUGCUGAAGAACCUCAGAGCCUUUGCAGGGAUACUGAUGGUGGUGUACUACGUGUUUGCUGUGUUUGGCAUCUGGCUGUUUGAGGGAGCCAUUACACCUCCUUCAGAGAUGAGUGUGCUCUCCAAUACCUCCAUGGAGAACAUCACGUCUAACUUCAGCAUGGAGUGUGGCACCUACGAGCAGCUGGAAUACUGGCCAAACAACUUUGAUGACUUUGCUGCCGCCAUCAUGUUGCUGUACAACGUCAUGGUGGUGAACAACUGGCAGGCCUUCCUGGAAGCAUACAGCCGCCACACCACUGAUUGGUCGAAGAUCUACUUUGUGUGUUGGUGGCUCACCUCCUCGGUCAUGUGGGUCAACUUGUUUGUGGCUGUCAUUUUAGAGAACUUCAUCUACAAGUGGGACCGUAGUCACAGCUGCUCUGUUACAGAUGUGGAGAGGAUCCGAUAUGAAACAUCUGUUCAGCUCAUAUUCAGAGAGCAGAUCCAGGAGCCGACCGAAGAGGAAUUACUGUGUCAGUUAAACCUUCACCCCCACUUACACCUACACUGGUGACACACACACACACACACACACACACACACGGAGCACCAGCUCCUACAUGCACCUGGGAGUCAAGUGAAUGCUGCUGUGGUGAAAGCACUGAGAUGUCAGUGUUCUGGUACAAGUGUAUUUUAAAUGAUUUAAAUAUGUAAUGACUUCUACUGAAACGAGUAUGGAAGGUGUGUUAUGAUGAUUCAUGAACCACUAGUACAUGCUGGGACAUUCUACAGUAUUUGUUAAUGCCUUCACAGUAACUGCUCAAGAAUUUAAUCAAACUGUGCCAAAAACCUCCGACCGAUUUGAAAUAUGAUACACUGAAGGGCGAAUCCAAAUAAUAUUACUUGAGAUGUUAUUCACUGUAAAAUUGAAGAAUUUGCUUCGAAAUGAAGCAAUAGGGCAAGAUUAAAAAAAUCUAACAAAAAUUGUGGAAAGAAAUAUGCAGAUGGAAAACUCGACAAUAAAAACAGUAUCAACUUA
Molecule: messenger RNA, 3090 nt
Organism: Gasterosteus aculeatus aculeatus (three-spined stickleback)
Lineage: Eukaryota; Metazoa; Chordata; Actinopteri; Perciformes; Gasterosteidae
Gene: tpcn2
Product: two pore segment channel 2
Biological process (GO): monoatomic ion transport; transmembrane transport; endocytosis involved in viral entry into host cell
Cellular component (GO): lysosomal membrane
Molecular function (GO): ligand-gated sodium channel activity; intracellularly phosphatidylinositol-3,5-bisphosphate-gated monatomic cation channel activity; voltage-gated channel activity
Source: RefSeq, a predicted model, not a curated record